UCCAGGAAGGAGGAGCUGUGGCUGAAGACAUUUAAUGGCAGAAUGAAUGGAAAUCCACAGCCCACAGUGCUGUCAGCCUUAGACACUUGCAGCACCUCCCCUGCUUUCUUUCACAUUGAUUAGAAAAACCUCACAACAAAACUCUCAUACAAUAUCUAUCAUUAUAUUUAAUCUUAGUGAAAAAUCAUCUUCAAAAUGACGAGGAUUUUGACAGCUUGCCGAGUGGUGAAGACGCUGAAGGCUGGUUUUGGCUUUACCAAUGUGGCUGCUCACCAACCAUGGAAAUUUUCAAGGCCUGGCAUCCGACUUCUGUCUGUCAAGGCACAGACAGCACACAUUGUCCUGGAAGAUGGAACUAAGAUAAAAGGUUACUCCUUUGGCCAUCCAUCCUCUGUUGCUGGUGAAGUGGUUUUUAAUACUGGCCUGGCAGGGUACCCUGAAGCUAUUACUGACCCUGCCUACAAGGGACAGAUUCUCACAAUGGCCAACCCUAUUAUUGGGAAUGGUGGGGCUCCUGAUACUACAGCACUGGAUGAACUGGGACUCAGCAAAUAUAUGGAGUCUGAUGGAAUCAAGGUUGCAGGUCUGUUGGUGCUGAAUUACAGUAAAGACUACAACCACUGGCUGGCCACCAAGAGUCUAGGACAAUGGCUGCAAGAAGAAAAGGUUCCUGCGAUUUAUGGGGUGGACACAAGAAUGCUGACUAAAAUAAUUCGGGAUAAGGGUACCAUGCUUGGGAAAAUUGAAUUUGAAGGUCAGCCUGUGGAUUUCGUGGAUCCAAAUAAACAGAAUUUGAUUGCUGAGGUUUCAACCAAGGAUGUCAAGGUGUACGGCAAAGGGAACCCUACGAAAGUGGUGGCUGUAGACUGUGGGAUAAAAAACAACGUAAUCCGCCUCCUGGUAAAGAGAGGAGCUGAAGUGCAUUUAGUCCCCUGGAAUCACGAUUUCACCAAGAUGGAGUAUGAUGGGCUUGUGAUCGCUGGAGGACCCGGGAAUCCAGCUCUUGCACAGCCACUAAUUCAGAAUGUCAAAAAGAUUUUGGAGAGUGAUCGCAAGGAGCCAUUGUUUGGAAUCAGUACAGGAAAUUUAGUAACAGGAUUAGCUGCUGGUGCCAAAUCCUACAAGAUGCCCAUGGCCAACAGAGGCCAGAACCAGCCUGUUUUGAAUAUCACAAAUAGACAGGCCUUCAUUACUUCUCAGAAUCAUGGCUAUGCUCUGGACAGUGCCCUCCCUGCUGGCUGGAAACCACUUUUCAUGAAUGUCAAUGAUCAAACCAAUGAGGGGAUUAUGCAUGAGAGCAAACCCUUCUUUGCUGUGCAGUUCCACCCAGAGGUCAGCCCAGGGCCGACGGACACUGAGUACCUGUUUGAUUCCUUUUUCUCGCUGAUAAAGAAGGGAAAAGGUACCACCAUUACAUCGGUUCUACCAAAGCCAGCCCUCGUUGCAUCUCGAGUUGAGGUUUCUAAAGUCCUUAUUCUCGGAUCAGGAGGUCUGUCCAUUGGUCAGGCAGGUGAAUUUGAUUACUCCGGAUCUCAAGCUGUAAAAGCCAUGAAGGAAGAAAAUGUGAAAACUGUCCUGAUGAACCCAAACAUUGCCUCAGUCCAGACCAAUGAGGUGGGCUUAAAGCAGGCAGACACUGUCUACUUUCUUCCCAUCACCCCCCAGUUCGUCACAGAGGUUAUCAAGGCAGAACGGCCAGAUGGGUUAAUUCUAGGCAUGGGGGGCCAGACAGCUCUGAACUGCGGAGUGGAACUGUUCAAGAGAGGUGUGCUCAAGGAGUAUGGGGUGAAAGUCCUGGGAACUUCAGUUGAAUCCAUUAUGGCCACAGAAGAUAGGCAGCUGUUCUCAGACAAACUAAAUGAGAUUAAUGAAAAGAUUGCUCCAAGUUUUGCAGUGGAAACGAUGGAGGAUGCAUUGAAGGCGGCAGACACCAUUGGGUACCCAGUGAUGAUCCGUUCUGCCUAUGCCCUGGGCGGGUUAGGCUCAGGCAUCUGUCCCAACAGGGAGACCUUAAUAGACCUUGGCACAAAGGCCUUUGCUAUGACCAACCAGAUUCUGGUGGAGAAAUCAGUGACAGGUUGGAAAGAAAUAGAAUAUGAAGUAGUCCGAGAUGCUGAUGACAACUGUGUCACCGUCUGCAACAUGGAAAAUGUUGAUGCCAUGGGCGUUCACACAGGUGAUUCAGUUGUUGUGGCCCCUGCCCAGACACUUUCCAAUGCGGAGUUCCAGAUGUUGAGACGUACUUCCAUCAAUGUGGUCCGCCACUUGGGCAUUGUGGGUGAAUGCAACAUCCAGUUUGCCCUUCACCCUACCUCAAUGGAAUACUGCAUCAUUGAAGUGAAUGCGAGGCUUUCCCGAAGCUCUGCCCUAGCUUCCAAGGCCACGGGCUACCCAUUGGCAUUCAUUGCUGCAAAGAUUGCCUUAGGAAUCCCACUUCCGGAAAUCAAGAAUGUUGUAUCAGGGAAGACAUCAGCCUGCUUUGAACCCAGCCUGGAUUACAUGGUUACCAAGAUUCCCCGCUGGGAUCUUGACCGUUUUCAUGGAACAUCCAGUCGAAUUGGUAGCUCUAUGAAAAGUGUAGGAGAGGUCAUGGCUAUUGGUCGCACCUUUGAGGAGAGUUUCCAGAAAGCUUUAAGGAUGUGCCACCCAUCCAUAGAUGGUUUCACUGCCCGUCUCCCAAUGAACAAAGACUGGCCAUCUAACCUCGACCUCAGAAGGGAGCUGGCUGACCCAUCCAGCACCCGCAUCUAUGCCAUUGCCAAGGCUUUGGAAGACAACAUGUCCCUUGAAGAGAUUGAGAAGCUGACGUACAUUGACAGGUGGUUUUUGUUUAAGAUGCGUGACAUUUUAAACAUGGAGAAAACACUGAAAGAGCUCAACAGUGAGUCCAUUCCAGAAGAAACCCUCAAAAGGGCAAAGGAGAUCGGGUUCUCAGACAAGCAGAUUUCAAAAUGCCUAGGGCUCACUGAAGCCCAGACCAGGGAGCUAAGAUUAAAGAAAAACAUCCACCCUUGGGUGAAACAGAUUGACACACUGGCUGCAGAAUACCCCUCAGUAACAAACUACCUCUAUGUUACCUACAAUGGUCAGGAGCAUGAUAUCAAUUUUGAUGACCACGGAAUGAUGGUGCUGGGCUGUGGCCCAUAUCACAUUGGCAGCAGUGUGGAAUUUGAUUGGUGUGCUGUCUCCAGUAUCCGCACACUGCGUCAACUUGGCAAGAAGACAGUGGUGGUGAAUUGCAACCCUGAGACUGUGAGCACAGACUUUGACGAGUGUGACAAACUGUACUUUGAAGAGUUGUCUUUGGAGAGAAUACUAGACAUCUACCAUCAGGAGGCGUGUGCCGGCUGCAUCAUAUCUGUUGGGGGCCAGAUUCCAAACAACUUGGCCGUCCCUCUGUAUAAGAAUGGCGUAAAGAUCAUGGGCACGAGCCCUCUGCAGAUUGACAGGGCUGAGGAUCGAUCCAUCUUCUCAGCAGUCCUGGAUGAGCUGAAGGUGGCUCAGGCACCGUGGAAAGCUGUUAAUACUUUGAAUGAAGCACUGGAAUUUGCAAAAUCUGUGGGCUACCCCUGCUUGUUGAGACCUUCCUAUGUUUUGAGUGGGUCUGCCAUGAACGUGGUAUUCUCUGAGGAUGAAAUGAAAAAAUUCCUAGAGGAGGCCACGAGAGUCUCUCAGGAGCACCCAGUGGUGCUGACGAAAUUUAUCGAGGGAGCCCGGGAAGUAGAAAUGGAUGCCGUCGGCAAAGAAGGAAGGGUAAGUGCUUUAUCCCUCUCUCUCUUAUUCCUGCCUCCCCAUCAGUUUUCUUUUCUUGUGAAGGACGCUACCAGAAAGAUUGCAAAGGCUUUUGCCAUCUCGGGCCCAUUCAACGUCCAGUUUCUUGUCAAAGGAAACGAUGUCUUGGUGAUUGAAUGUAACCUGAGAGCUUCUCGAUCCUUCCCGUUCGUCUCCAAGACUCUCGGGGUAGACUUCAUUGAUGUGGCCACCAAGGUGAUGAUUGGAGAGAACAUUGACGAGAAACCUCUUCCAACUCUGGAGCACCCCAUAAUUCCUGCUGAAUAUGUUGCAAUUAAGGCUCCCAUGUUUUCCUGGCCCCGGCUGAGGGACGCUGACCCUAUUCUGAGGUGUGAGAUGGCUUCCACUGGAGAGGUGGCUUGCUUUGGAGAAGGUAUUCAUACAGCCUUCCUGAAGGCAAUGCUUUCCACAGGAUUUAAGAUACCCCAGAAAGGCAUCCUGAUUGGAAUUCAGCAAUCAUUCCGUCCCAGAUUCCUUGGUGUGGCUGAACAAUUACACAAUGAAGGUUUCAAGCUCUUUGCCACAGAAGCCACAUCAGACUGGCUCAAUGCCAACAAUGUCCCCGCCACCCCAGUGGCGUGGCCAUCUCAGGAAGGGCAGAAUCCCAGCCUUUCUUCUAUCAGAAAGUUGAUUAGAGAUGGCAGCAUUGACCUGGUGAUCAACCUCCCCAAUAACAACACGAAGUUUGUCCAUGACAAUUACGUGAUUCGGAGGACAGCGGUCGACAGCGGAAUCCCCCUCCUCACUAAUUUUCAGGUGACCAGACUUUUUGCUGAAGCUGUACAGAAAUCUCGCACAGUGGACUCCAAGAGUCUUUUCCACUACAGGCAAUACAGCUCUGGAAAGGCCGCAUAGAAGAGCAGCCCCCCAGCCUGGUUCUUAGUAAAUCUGAGCCGCAUUUCUCUGAAGGAACCAAUUAGCAACAUUGUUUCCCAGGGAUGCCUAUUGACAUCAAACUUCAUUUCCUUUUGUUAUUACGCUUUCCUAUUCUGUAUCCUUCACAAUUAAACUGUCAGUCACUUCUUCAAAAACCUUCCUCAGAGUCCUUUCUAAGUUACUGACUCUUCAUGAGAUUUUGCCGAUUUGCUAAUACUUUAUUUUUGGUGGACUAGGCUUACUUACGUGCAUAUUUGUGCUGAUUGAUGAUGAUCAAGGUAGAAAAAGUUGCUGUUCUGUCUUCUGAAAUCUCUCUAUAGUUUAAAGACAGUACUGUUCUUGUGUUUUUAUCUAGUAUCUGUCACACUCAGGACACUUUAAACUGGGCAGGAUAUUAUAAAAAUUGAACUGAAUGAAAUAACAGAUUUAAUUUAUGAACCUCUCCAUCAUGAUGCUUCUGUCUGGCUUCCUUCUGAUGAUCAUUCUCACCUAUCUGGCUGAUCCAGUAAUACUAUUAUCCCUUCCUAUGACACUGAGGUUGAGAAAUGUGAGGGAGGUCAUUAGAGGAUGGAUCUCUUUAAAGAAUACUGGUUUGCAGUUUUGCUUUGGACUGUAUCAGCAGAUGAUGGACAAUGCUGAGGAGUGUGAUUCUUGUUCUUUUCAUCGAAUUUAAUGGGGUCCAAGUGAAAUCUUUAGAUUUGUGCCAUUCCUCCCCCCCCAUUUUGGAGUACCUUGAAAGUCACAUUCAUCCCCUCAGAUAACGGAUGCUGUUGCUGUGCUGGGUCCCACGCUGUACUAUGAAUUCCACUCCUUGUAAGCACCAGGGCCCCAUUCCUUCUACAUAACAAGAAAAGCCCUUCCUGCUGGGCAGCCCUUUUCACUUUUAAAUGUUUUGUGUUAUUACAAGUGCUCUAAUUGUGGACUUUUAAAUAAAAUACUAUCGAGGUCA
Molecule: messenger RNA, 5617 nt
Organism: Otolemur garnettii (small-eared galago)
Lineage: Eukaryota; Metazoa; Chordata; Mammalia; Primates; Galagidae
Gene: CPS1
Product: carbamoyl-phosphate synthase 1
Exons: 37
Coding region: 196-4647 (1483 amino acids)
Biological process (GO): L-arginine biosynthetic process; 'de novo' pyrimidine nucleobase biosynthetic process; L-glutamine metabolic process
Cellular component (GO): cytoplasm; carbamoyl-phosphate synthase complex
Molecular function (GO): carbamoyl-phosphate synthase (glutamine-hydrolyzing) activity; ATP binding; metal ion binding
Source: RefSeq, a predicted model, not a curated record